Molecule: messenger RNA, 2461 nt
Organism: Spea bombifrons (plains spadefoot toad)
Lineage: Eukaryota; Metazoa; Chordata; Amphibia; Anura; Pelobatidae
Gene: SHF
Product: Src homology 2 domain containing F
Exons: 7
Coding region: 68-1756 (562 amino acids)
Molecular function (GO): phosphotyrosine residue binding
Source: RefSeq, a predicted model, not a curated record
CUCACCACGCUGCUUCCAGUGCCUGAUUGUUUGCUUGGAUUCCUUUUCUCUCUGUCCCGUGUUUCUCAUGCUGCUGAGCGGACACUCCUCGGCUUCAGCCAGCAGUGCUCAGCAGCAGGCAGCAGACUCCUCAAGAAGUGUCCGAGCGGACACCACCAUUACUACCAGAGGGAGCCCCCCACCAGCAGCCAGCACGGGACAGCAAUGUGCAGGCAGCAUGGCCAAAUGGAUCAAGGAGCACCUAGGGUUCAAGAGCUCCAAGCCACCGCCUCCAGCCCCUCCUAAACCGGAUUACCGGCAAUGCCUAGCUGGGGGAGCCCCUAUUCAUCAUCACCACCACCAUCAUCAUCUUCACUCCACUGGACCUCAAUUCCCAGUAGCUCCAGCAGGACAACCGGAUAUUUUGGCUGCAUACAAGCUACAGAAAGAUAGGGACUUUGAGGACCCCUAUACUCCUGCGAGUGCCACAGGUUCAAGUACCUCUCAAAACUCCUCCACAGCCCCUACAUCAGUGCCUGCUGCUAAUACAGCUCAGUCGCCUUCAUCACCAUGUCCUUCACCUGACGUCAAGUAUGUGUCUCCCAAACACAGGCUCAUUAAAGUGGACACUGGGGACAAAGGGGGCUCAAGUCCCACCAGUAGCACUAACCCGGGAGCCUCUAACCCAGGACAGCAGCCCUCUGUGGUAUCCAACAUGGGAACACCAGGGAUCAAGUCUCCCCCUGCCACAUCAGUUGUCUCCCAGUCUGAAGACUGCAAGCAGGAUAAAGUUAUAAUUCUUGAAGACUAUGCAGAUCCAUUUGAUGCUAAACAGGUACCUGGCAAUCAGGUGGCCCCUGAGAAAGUAGCUGAAAAUGAUGGUUACAUGGAACCAUAUGAAGCCCAGAAGAUGAUGGCAGAAAUUCGUAGAAGAGAAUCCAAGGAGCUGCCCUGUAAACCAUUACAUUUGUAUGAUACUCCGUAUGAGCCCUCUGAAAAUGGAUUUGAUUCAGAAGGGGAAAUAUCAGCAAGCCAACGGCCGCGUGAAUCUAGAUUGCCACAAGAUGACGAGAGGCCUCCCGAAGAGUACGACCAACCUUGGGAAUGGAAGAAAGAUCGAAUCUCAAAAGCCUUUGCAGUUGAAAUGAAGGUAAUCCAAGACCUUCCUUGGCCACCGCCAGUGGGACAACUGGACAGCAACAUGGCCAACCAAGAAAGUGAUACGAAUGCGUCAUUUUCGCAGCAGCCUCCAUCUUCUCCAUACUUACCAUCCCAGGGCAGCCUUGAAGACACCAAUGCCCAGUUUGAGGGUGCUGACAAAACAGGCAUGUCACCAUCCAAAGACGACAAACUCAGACACACGCACAGGCAUUCAGCUGGAAACUUGAAGGCAAUCAAGCAUCCAAGUGUAGAACACACCAACUCAGUGGGAGAAAGAAUAGAUCCUUCACUACCGUUAGAGAGUCAAUUCUGGUACCAUGGUGCAAUCAGCCGCACAGAUGCAGAGAGCCUCCUCAGGCUGUGUAAAGAAUCAAGCUACCUGGUUCGAAACAGCGAGACCAGCAAGAUUGACUUUUCCUUAUCCCUGAAGAGCAGUCAAGGAUUCAUGCACAUGAAGCUCUCUCGUACCAAAGAAAGCAAGUAUGUUCUUGGACAGAACAGCCCACCAUUUGAUACCGUGCCAGAAAUCAUCAAUUACUAUUCCAGCCGCAAAUUACCAAUAAAGGGAGCAGAACAUAUGUCUUUGCUGUAUCCAGUUGCAAUCCGGACAUUAUAGCACUCUGCUACUGGAUACCACCAGACGCCCAAUACCGACAGACUAAGGAAAGGUUCAAUAUUGCUUUUGUUUUACCAUAUGGGGGAUAUCUUUUUGUUCAGAAGAUGUUGGCAAGGAAUGGUCACCAUAAUACAACUGCACAAGGUUAUGCCAAGUGUUACCGAAAUCUGACCAACUUUAACAUUUCUAUGCCCCCUCAACAUUUGAAGUAAGGACAUGUACAAAAACAGUUAAUUGAUGGUACGUAGUGGAUUCAGUAAAAUACACAUUGGCUUUUUUAGCUUCUUAUGUGUUAUAAGAGAUAAAAUUAUAGAUGCUCAAAGUCCAUCCUUGCUCCACCCUCAACAACAAAAACAGAUGGAUCUUUCUGAUGUUCAGUAAAUCUUCCAGAUCAAGAUUCAAUAUCUUGAAAGAACAUACGUGUGGCAAGGUCCUUGAAUGUUAUCCCGGUCUGAAGGCCUAGAGACUAACUUUGAGAAAUGAUGGGUAUGAGAAAGUAAUCUAUUUUAGCAGGCUUAAUUUUUGGAGCCUGUUUAACUAAACUCAAACUGUAAAGAUGGGAUUGUGGGUCCCAAGUGUUGCAAUACUACUAGAUCUUCGAAGUGCUUGUUAUUUAAAAUUAAAACCUUGUUUUUAUUUCUCUAUAUUCUCUCGCAUUCGUUCACUGUUGGAAAACUAGAAAAUACAUUGUACACCAGUUUGCAA